This is a messenger RNA of Tachyglossus aculeatus (Australian echidna), 2450 nucleotides long. It is a transcript of the gene STXBP3, whose product is annotated as syntaxin binding protein 3. Gene Ontology annotation, cellular component: secretory granule; plasma membrane. Bases 32 to 1822 code for a protein of 596 amino acids. Gene Ontology annotation, molecular function: syntaxin binding. Gene Ontology annotation, biological process: neurotransmitter secretion; vesicle-mediated transport; intracellular protein transport. Lineage: Eukaryota; Metazoa; Chordata; Mammalia; Monotremata; Tachyglossidae. The record is from RefSeq and is a predicted model, not a curated record. The transcript is spliced from 19 exons.
CUGCGGCCGGCGGGAGGGAAGAGAGGCCAAGAUGGCGCCGCCUGACGCCCAGCGGGGCCUAAAGAGCGUCGUGUGGCACAGAAUAAAAGCAACAGUGCUUGAUGACUGCAAGAAAGAAGGUGAAUGGAAGAUAAUGCUUUUAGAUGAAUUUACCACUAAACUCUUGGCAUCAUGCUGCAAAAUGACAGAUUUGCUGGCAGAGGGUAUCACCGUUGUGGAGAACGUUUACAAGAGUCGUGAACGUGUAACCCAAAUGAAGGCACUUUAUUUCAUCACUCCAUCCCAAAAGUCUGUAGAUUGUUUAAUACGCGACUUUGCAGAUACCAAGUACAAAGCAGCAUACAUAUACUUCACGGAUUUUUGCCCUGACAGUCUCUUUAACAAAAUCAAGUCUUCCUGCUCCAAAUCCAUAAGAAGGUGUAAAGAAAUAAAUAUCUCCUUCUUCCCACUUGAGUCUCAGGUAUUCGCUCUUGAUAUACCAAAUGCAUUCUACUACUGUUACAGUCCAGAUGAAGACAAUGCAAGUGAUAAAGACGCCACUAUGGAAGCAAUGGCUGAACAGAUUGUUACUCUCUGUGCCACUCUGGAUGAAAAUCCUGGAGUAAGAUAUAAAAGUAAGCCCCUAAACAAUGCCAGCAAGCUUGCCCAACUCGUUGAAAAAAAGCUAGAAAACUACUACAAGAUUGAUGAAAAAAGUCAAAUAAAGGGUAAAACUCAUUCCCAGCUUCUAAUAAUUGACCGUGGUUUUGACCCAGUCUCCACUGUACUUCACGAACUCACCUUUCAAGCAAUGGCUUACGAUCUGCUUCCAAUCGAUAACGAUACAUACAAAUAUAAAACUGAUGGACCUAAUGGAAAGGAAAAGGAGGCAUUCCUGGAAGAAGACGAUGACCUCUGGGUCAGAAUUCGACACCGACAUAUUGCAGUUGUACUAGAAGAGCUCCCCAAGCUUAUGAAAGAGAUUUCAUCGUCCAAAAAAGCAACAGAAGGAAAGGCUUCGCUUAGUGCUCUGACCCAGCUGAUGAAGAAGAUGCCCCAUUUCCGUAAACAGAUUACCAAGCAAGUUGUCCAUCUGAAUUUAGCAGAAGACUGCAUGAGUAAGUUCAAGCCUGAAAUUGAAAAGCUCUGCAAGACAGAACAGGACCUAGCCCUUGGAAGUGAUGCUGAGGGACAGAAGGUGAAAGAUUCUAUGCGAGUGCUCCUACCCGUCCUGUUCAACAAAAAUCUCGACAAUUACGAUAAAAUAAGAGCUAUCCUGCUUUAUAUCUUCAGUAGUAAUGGAACAACCCAAGAAAAUUUGGAUAAAUUGGUCCAGAAUGUCAAGCUAGAAAAUGAUGAAGACAUGAUCCGUAACUGGAGUUAUCUGGGGGUGCCUAUUGUUCCCCAAUCUCAGCAGGGGAAACUGUUGAGAAAAGACCGCUCCGCAGAAGAAACAUUUCAGCUGUCUCGAUGGACACCCAUUAUCAAGGAUAUCAUGGAAGAUGCCAUCGACAACAGAUUAGAUUCAAAGGAAUGGCCUUACUGCUCUCAGUGUCCUAUGGUGUGGAAUGGCUCAGGAGCCGUCAGCGCCCGCCAGAAACCCAGGACAAGUUAUUUAGAUGACCGAAAGAAUGGGUCAAAGCUAAUUGUCUUUGUAAUUGGAGGAAUUACAUACUCAGAGAUGCGCUGUGCUUAUGAAGUUUCUCAGGCACACAAAUCUUGUGAAGUUAUUAUUGGUUCUACUCAUAUUCUGACACCCAAAAGGCUGUUGGAUGAUUUAAAGAUGCUGAGCAAACCCAAGGAUAAAAUCUGCCAUGUUAAGGACGAACAGCAACUUGUUUGAAGAUUCUAGUGUCCUUCCGGUUCAGGAAAGUGAAUCAAGGAAAUAGUUCAUAAUUUAAAUGUAUAUAUUUUUGUGAAAUAACAUUUCCAGUAUGUCUCUAAUACGAUGACCAUGCACACAGUUGGAUUUGGCUUUUUUUUUUUUUUUUAAAUAAUUUAAUUACUGCUGCUUUGGAGACCAGAAGCAAGAUUCAAAUUUUACAUUAUCUGAUGCGAAAAUGUUUUCUAAACUUCACCUAUUUGAAUAAAGAAUCAAAGAUAGGAUUUUUUCACAACCACAUGUAUAUAUAUGCUAAUGGCUCAUGGAACAUUUUUGGAAUUAUUGAAUGCUGAAAGUUUCCUUCUGAAAAGCGAUUUAAAGGACCUUAGAGGCAAAUGUAAAGGUAAGGGGGAAAACUGUAAAUGUAUAUGUAUGAUCAGAUUAUUAUUUCCUGAAAGUGCAAUUUUCUCUUUCAAUUAAAAUUUUUAGCAGUGGUAAUAAUUACGGUUUGAUUCCCUAAAUGUACUUUAUGAAAUUACUGUUUACUUAAAAACCUUUGUCUGGAACAUACUAAAUUCUGUACUUGAUCAUGUAGGGUUUUUUUGGUGAUCAUGAAAUACUCAAAUAAAACAAAGACUUUUAAAGGGUA